GGAUGGUUUCCAGCCGUUACAAACCAGUCAGUAGUUACAACACGUAUCUUUCUCACCAGGUGGAGUAUGGAGAAUUAAGAAAUGGAAUUUUGAAACUGAUCAGCACUUUACGCGCACAGAGGAAGUACCUUACAACCUUUGCCUGUGAGGGUACCGUACUUCAGUUAUCUUGUAGCCAUGACAACUCAAUCAAGAUUAUUCGUGCUAAUUAUGGUAGAUUCAGCAUUACUAUUUGUAACAAGGAAGCAGAGUUAAACUGGAGUGUCGACUGUGCUGCUGAGAGGUCUUACUAUGUCCUCUAUGAAAGAUGUGCCUUUACUUCAAGCUGUAGUCUUAACGUCACGAGCGCCACCUUUGGAGAUCCCUGUCCAGGAACUUUCAAGUACUUAGAAGUACAUUAUGAAUGCCUAUCAGAAUUCACAGCACGAGGCACAACUGUUUCUAUGACAACCGAUACCAUGACAACUGCAAGGUUUCCCAUUAUCUUUCCACCUUGGAGACCCAGAACUACCCAGGUCACGCCAUUCACUAUUUCCGUCUCAACUCCCCCUAGUUUGCCAGUGACGUCUACUACAACUCCCACUCUGUACCAUAAAUUAUUUACGUCCUCACCUGCACCGUCAACCGUGAAAGUAUCCACGAUGACGUCACUUACCCCGUCACUUCUUCCAAAGGAGGUUUUUGUAACCAAAAGUUUUAGAUCUACGACAGGUUACGCAAGGUGGUUUUGUGGUACAACACUGGUACAGUGGACACCAGAUAAGCCAGAUCUAAGCGGCUGUCGUUCUGCAUGGGUGGAUAAUCUAGACAACAGGAUCGAAGCCGAAGAGUCCAUGGUUAGGAUAGCUAUUGAUUUAGCUGACUUAACCCGAACAAAACCGAUGUAUGGCGGAGAUGUCCGACAGUCAACGAUUAUAAUGCAAAAACUAGUCGAUAAGUUGACACAUAAAAUUCGAAACGUUGGAGAAAGAAGGACUCGAUACACGAUCGUGCAAGAAGUGUUCCAGAAUUUAUUAGAAUCUUCAAGCAAUCUUAUUGAAGACACCCGAAGCGACUCCUGGCGGGACUUACCAGAACCUACGAAACAGUUGACGAUAUCUUCGCUCCUGGAAUCUUUAGAAAGAGUGACUUGGCUUUUAGCGGAUUACAGUCCCUUCGAACUACUACAGCGAGCCCAAAGUAAUAUUUUGGUGUCAGUCCGUCGAGUCCAUGCAUGGUCGAUGUCAAAUGUUCAAUUCCCGAGCUCGUAUGACAAAAGCGACCCCACUUGGAUUGAUGUUGAAGAUACAAUAGAAUUACCGACUCCGGCUUUAACUGAACAGUCAAGAAAUGGAAUUAUCCGUGUCCUUUUCCUUGCUUACAACAAACUUGAAACUUUGCUCACUUCAGCCAACCAACGUUCAACAGUGACCAGUGUAGAAAAACACAGAUCGUUCGUGGUCAACUCUCGCGUCCUCUCAGCUUCAUUAAAUCAGUACGGAAACCAAAACCUGAACCAACCGGUGAAAGUGACUUUCAGACAUAUACAGGAGGAAAACGUGACAAAUCCCCGCUGUGUGUUCUGGGAUGCAUCAUCAAGUGUUUGGUCUCAAGAAGGGUGUUGGGUGAAGUCCACGAACGUUUCCCACACCAUAUGUCUUUGCAAUCAUCUGACCAAUUUCGCUUUGCUGAUGGAAGUGACGUCAUCAUUUAAGGUAGAUGAACCGGACGUCUUUCCGAGCAUCGCCAUCUGGUGUGGAUGCGCAGUAUCAAUCGGUUGUUUAGCAGUAACCUUAACAGUCUUAUUCCUAGUCAGAGAUCUUCAGCAGAACUUUAACAUCGUACACAAACACAUCGGUGCUUUUUUUUUGUUGGCAGAGGUUAUGAUGCUCGUCCAGAGCGAAGCGGACAUCAGCAAAAAGAUAGCUUGUUUCGUGGUGGUCGGAUUGCUGCACUAUUUUCUGUUGGAAGUGUUUGUGUGGACCCUAGUGGACGCUGUCCACUUACUGCUCGUUGUUCGUGAUACUGGUCAGUCAUGGUUUGGCUGUGGCUGUGGGUGUGAACCCCUCUGGGUAUCUGUGUGA
Messenger RNA from Limulus polyphemus (Atlantic horseshoe crab), 2063 nucleotides. Its product is annotated as latrophilin Cirl-like. Lineage: Eukaryota; Metazoa; Arthropoda; Merostomata; Xiphosura; Limulidae. Gene Ontology annotation, molecular function: carbohydrate binding; G protein-coupled receptor activity. The record is from RefSeq and is a predicted model, not a curated record. The annotation marks the transcript as partial. Gene Ontology annotation, cellular component: membrane. The transcript has 14 exons. Gene Ontology annotation, biological process: adenylate cyclase-activating G protein-coupled receptor signaling pathway; cell surface receptor signaling pathway.